This is a messenger RNA of Miscanthus lutarioriparius, 462 nucleotides long. The record is from the annotation of a GenBank genome assembly. NCBI's taxonomy places the organism in Eukaryota, Viridiplantae, Streptophyta, Magnoliopsida, Poales, Poaceae.
AUGGCGUCCACCGCCGUCGUCGACUCCUACUCACAAGCCAUCAGGCGGGGCCAUCGCAGCCUCGUCCUAGGGCAUCGCCAGAGCCGCGCCAAUGCGGCCACCGAUGCUGCCACGCCGUCUGCAGGUCUCACCUUACGACCUCAGCCAACGGUGUCAGAUCAGUCGGGCCACAGCGAGCAGCAGCAACGCCGCGCCGCACCCGCACCCGCACCUGAAGGCGAGCCACGGCGCGCCAUCCCGACGUCGGGCCUCCCGUCAUUCGCUUACAACCGAUCGGUGAGGCACAACGUGACCAGCGGUGGCAGUGAAGAGGCGGCGACCUGUUCGGAUGGUACGGCCGCUCACCCUCCUCAGGACGGUGGAGGCCUGAUCUGCACGCAGGUCUUCAGGAUGGCGGCUAUGGCUUCCACGGAGAAUCAACUUCUCACCUUCUUACCCUUAGCUCGGAAGAACUCGUGCUGA